UUUUUUUAGUAUUGCCCCCCAAUGCUGUUUCCCAGCUAUUUUUAUGGGGAAAUGGCACUGCAAAUGAGAAAUGCCACAGAUAUUAAUUAAGAAAGCAAGGGGUAAGGGGAAAAGAGGAAUAGUUUUAAAACGCCAUGAUCCCUUCCUUACCCAGAUUCCAUUUUAGGAUUCACUCCUAUCCCUACACACUUAGUAAGUUCCAUUGAACUCAGUAGGAUUUGCUUCUGAGCAGAUAGGCAUAGGAUUGCAUUGUAAAUAUCUGAAUAAUUCAGGGCUUAUAUUAAAUGAAACAGUGGGAGAGUCAAGAUAGGCUAUCUUGGUUUGUUUAAAUUUAAAAGCAGCCAUUCUAGGAGUGGGGCCUGAGAUUAGAUCAGGGCCAUGACACUAAAUGGGGAGGCAGCUUUCCUUGUGCAGUUCCCCAAAUCUAACCUUCACACACACACACCCUAAAAGCUUGCUAUUUGUCCUACAGGACCAAAGCAUGCAAGUACUCUGAACUAGUCCUAAAAAUGAAAGCUCUUUAUUUAAAAACAAAAAUAAAAAAAGCAAAUGAAAUAGCAGAGGUGGAAAUUAGGUGGUUCCCAUAAGGAUUUCCCAUGGAAGAAAAAUCCAACCGCCCACCCCUGCAUUCAACAAUGUUUUUGUGUAGUUUUACUUUUAAGGGUAUGUAGGAUUUAUUGGGACGCCAAAUCCUGCUUCGAUCUAGAGCACCAUAAGAUACUGGCAUUAGCCAGUAUCUGUUUUAUAACUGUUAUAAAACCGUUCCCAGCCAACAACGUUACAAAACGAGUUGGCUAAGACCGAAGAGUCAUUCUGGGCAGAAUGUGGUAUGAUGGUUGAUGAACAGCUAUAAAUAAUGGCAAGCCACUAGUUAUCAGUCCAACAGUGGCUUUCCACAAUUAAUUAUGUCCGUCCUGCGCCAUUCACGGCACUGUUCUGCCCCCUGGUGGAGAACACUCCAUGAGGCCACAUUCAAAUUAAGCCAUAAAUUAACACAGGAUGGGUACACUUUUAGCUGAAGCCGUUUUGAAAGGUGAUUGCAUAUACAAUGCAUACCCGUUCCACUUUUGCCCUUGAAAAACAAAAGUUGCACUUUUUUCUUGUAGAGUUUCAAAAACCUGCAAAAGCUGUUUGACCAGAACCAACAGAGGGCAUAAAGAAUUUGAGCUGUCUCAAACCAAAACGAUUUUCUAACUGCAAGCCUGAGAAAUUACAUACUGGAAUGCCGCUCUAGACCACAUGUGCUGCCAUGGCCCUGCAACUGAUUACUCUUACAACUCCUUCUUCCUGCAUUGGAAGCCCAACAUAGUCUGUUGUGACAUUGAAAGCUCAGCUCAGGAAGAAAUUAUGGCCAGAUCAGCAGUACAGCAGACACCUGUAAGAAAACAACUCAACAAAGACAAAGGAAGAUUGGAGCCAAAAGAAGAAAAUGCAUCUCAAGAAAAUGCAUCUCAAGCAAAUGCCAAACGUGACUCUGGUUCUCUGCUUCCCAGGAAAAUGUGGGGCACCUCAGACUUUGAAUUUGGCAAGCCACUUGGCAAGGGGAGAUUUGGAGCGGUGUACUUGGCCCGGGAGAAAAAGACUCACUUCAUCUUGGCCUUGAAAGUCAUUUUCAAAUCAUUGCUGGAAAAAUCUCAGCUAGAGCACCAGCUCAGAAGAGAAAUAGAAAUCUUAAGUCACCUCAGACACCCAAAUAUCUUAAGGAUGUAUAACUACUUCCAUGACCACACCCGGGUUUUUCUGAUGUUGGAAUAUGCUCCAGGAGGAGAACUGUACAAGGAGCUACAGAAGAAAACACACUUUGAUGACAUCAGAACAGCCACUUAUAUGGAAGAAAUAUCUGAUGCUCUGAUGUACUGCCAUGCUCUAAAAGUGAUCCAUAGAGAUAUUAAGCCAGAAAACCUCCUGUUAGGAUUAAGAGGGGAGCUGAAGUUGGCAGACUUUGGAUGGUCAGUGCAUGCUCCAUCACUUAGGAGGACAACAUUCUGUGGCACUGCAGACUACCUUGCUCCAGAAAUGAUAGAGGGGAGUCCACACAGUGAGAAUGUCGAUGUGUGGUGCGUUGGUGUCCUUUGUUACGAGUGUCUUGCAGGAUAUGCACCAUUUGAAGCACCAACACAGAUGGAGACUUUCAGAAGAAUAAAAGAUGUUAACUUUUCAUUCCCUUCUUGGGUGUCAGAUGGAGCCAAGGACCUAAUAUCCAAAGUACUCAACCGUACACCUUCCCUGCGGCUUCCCUUGAAAGAAAUAAUAGCGCACCCAUGGGUUAAGACCAACUCUAGGAGAAUCUUGCCGCCUGUCUACAAUGAAACAGAAGAGUAGAUGCCUGUGUAUAUCCAGAAGGCUGUUGAUUACUCCACAUGUGCAUCUGUCUUUUUAGAUAGUUGGCCGCAAUGUCAGACAGCAGCUGAACCAGAAUAUCAAGCUUCUGCUUUCUGUUAAACCAGGUGUGAGAAGCCAGUGCCCCAGCAGCUGAUGUUGGAAUCCAUCUCCUAUCUUCCCUGACCGUCAGCCAUACUGACUUGAGACGAUGGGAGUUGGAGUCUAACAACAUCUGGAAGGCCACAAGUUCCCAUCCCUCCUAAACCACUGUUUUACAAAGAAUUAUUGUCGCUACUUAACUUGUAAAUUUACUGUUAACUGUGGAGCUUUUAUGAACUGAUAUAAUGAGGAAGAAAAAAAGCUAAACUUUGUAUAAUUUUAAACUUUGUAUAAUUUUAAAGAAAUAAACACUUGCUAAUGAAUCUCAA
Molecule: messenger RNA, 2750 nt
Organism: Podarcis raffonei (Aeolian wall lizard)
Lineage: Eukaryota; Metazoa; Chordata; Lepidosauria; Squamata; Lacertidae
Product: aurora kinase C-like
Exons: 9
Coding region: 1240-2322 (360 amino acids)
Biological process (GO): regulation of cytokinesis; protein phosphorylation; mitotic spindle organization
Cellular component (GO): chromosome passenger complex; spindle microtubule; spindle pole centrosome
Molecular function (GO): ATP binding; protein kinase activity
Source: RefSeq, a predicted model, not a curated record